Molecule: messenger RNA, 477 nt
Organism: Aphanomyces astaci
Lineage: Eukaryota; Oomycota; Saprolegniomycetes; Saprolegniales; Verrucalvaceae
Exons: 2
Coding region: 37-387 (116 amino acids)
Source: RefSeq, a predicted model, not a curated record
GCUCGAAACUACUGGCACACAUAUCGCUCACUUACGAUGGAGCUCGAGUGCGACGACCGUGCAAAGCGGGGCACGUCGCGUGCUGAGCGCCUUGCCAUGCUUGAGUUCUUACGCAUUCCGCACAACUUUGCGUUGAUGACUGGCCAGGCCAGCAAAGGAAAGUCGGCGAAAGGUGGGCAGAGACUCACGAAAGCCCACGGCCAUGCCCUGAUGGCCGAAUACGUGAACAUGAUCGUUCGCGACAGCACACGAACGUGGACAACGCAGGACGCAAAGUCCAGAUACGAUGCGUACGUCUCAUCGUACAAGAAAGCACUUCGUUGGUGCGGUCCAAACAACAGCGGUCGAGGUCUUACUCAGAAGGACUACAAGCGAAGUAGAACAUAAUUUGAAGAUGAAUCUCACUCAUUCUGUAGAAAUCUUUACGAUUGAAAGCAAGUUGGAGAGUAUUGUCCGUACUACAACGACAUGAAUGGC